This is a messenger RNA of Zingiber officinale, 924 nucleotides long. RefSeq lists its product as uncharacterized. Gene Ontology annotation, biological process: chaperone-mediated protein complex assembly; protein folding. Bases 121 to 648 code for a protein of 175 amino acids. Lineage: Eukaryota; Viridiplantae; Streptophyta; Magnoliopsida; Zingiberales; Zingiberaceae. Gene Ontology annotation, molecular function: Hsp90 protein binding; protein-folding chaperone binding. Gene Ontology annotation, cellular component: nucleus; cytosol. The record is from RefSeq and is a predicted model, not a curated record. The transcript is spliced from 6 exons.
GAACGUCUCCUUAAAUUGGAAGCCAUCGGAACAGCCACCUUCCUGCUUCGAGCAAGGGUUUAGGUCGCCGCCUCGCUCGUCUCGCUUUGUGGCCGCGACAGCUGCAGCUCGCCAAAAAGAAUGAGUCGUUUCCCUGAAAUCAAGUGGGCACAGCGUAUUGACAAGGUCUACAUCACUGUUCAAUUGCCUGAUGCAAGAGAUGUGAAAGUUAAUCUAGAGCCUGAUGGCAUUUUCAAUUUCUCUGCGACAGCUGGUGUUUCAAAUAAUUUUUACGAGCUAAAAUUAGAACUUUUUGAUAAAGUAAAUAAAGAGGAAAGCAAAAUUAAUAUAGGUGUCAGGUCUAUCUUUUGUGUGAUUGAAAAAGCAGAGCAGCAGUGGUGGAAGAAGCUACUGCGUGGUGAGGGAAAGACUCCUCACUAUGUGAAAGUUGAUUGGGAUAAGUGGGUAGAUGAAGAUGAUGAUGUAGGUCAGCCUGAUUUGGAUUUGGGAGGCAUGGAUUUUUCGAAAUUUGGUGAUAUGGGUGGUGGUGCUAUGGAUGAUGAUUUUGAAGACAGCGAUGAUGAAGAGCCAGCGGAAAAAACUGAACAUGCACCUGGAGAUGCGAAGACCCAAGAAAACUUGUCGGAUGACAAAAAAGAAACAGAUUGAAGCAUGGGAAACUCUUGGCACCAUUUCUGUGGUUUACCAUCUGGAUUAAAAGGAACAUGUUAAAUUGGUAUCUAGUGCUUUAAAUCAUCCAUCUUAGACAAGACAAAUUUUAGAAUUGGUUAUCAAUCUCGUGUGGUGUUGAGACUAUGAGAUGAGCUUCUAUGGUUGAAUGAUUGUUGAAAAUUGUUGGUCUUUGCUAAUCAUGUCAUUGAAGUUUAACUAUUUACACUGUCGUCAGCCAUGAUUUUAUAAAGUUGAUUAAUGCCUUUUUUUUCA